UCAUGCGCAGAAAGCACAGUUUUGUUUGAAGUGAAUUGCAGUUAGUCCGGCGGAUUGAGCAGCACGAAAAGAAUAGACAACUAGGUGUAGUAGCACUGAUAUCGUAGACAUAUUAUUCUCCUUGCAUGUGUUUUCGUAGACCAUUCAUUUUCUCUCCGCGUAGUUUGUUGAUUUGCUUAAUGCAGUGCCAUCACAAUGUUGGGACAUCAUUACCCAAACGUGGAAAAAACACAACUGGUCAGUUACGUGGAGGAUUAUCUUGAAUGUGUGGAGUCUUUGCCUUUGGACAUACAGAGGAAUGUUUCAUUGUUGCGGGAAAUUGAUACAAAGUAUCAGGAGGUGCUGAAGGAGGUCGAUGGCGUCUACGAGAAGUACAAGAAGGAGACUGACGGAGGCCAGAGGAAGCGCCUGCAGCUCCAGCUCCAGCGGGCCCUGAUCAGCAGCCAGGAGCUGGGGGACGAGAAGAUCCACGUGGUGACGCAGAUGAUGGAGCUGGUGGAGAACCGCGCGCGGCAGAUGGACUCGCACUCGCUGUGCUUCCAGGAGCCCGCCGAGGCGGAGAGGAGCGGCGCGGCCGCCGCGGAGAAGGCCAAGCCGGAGGCUGCCGCCGCCGCCGCGUCCACGCCGCACCCCGAGCGCUCGUCGGCCCGAAGACCGCGCCGCCAGCGCAACAGCGAGAGCCGCGACUCCUGCCACGGCGGCGGCGGCGGUGGCGGUGGUGCCGCCGGGGCCGGCGCCAACGGCGUGGACGAGCCGGGCGAGGAGCCGCCGCCCCGGGAGAAGAAGUCGAAAUCCGCCAAGAAGAAGAAGCGCUCCAAGGCGGCCAAGCAGGAGCGCGAGGCGUCGCCGGUGGAGUUCACCAUCGACCCGAACGAGCCCACGUACUGCCUGUGCGACCAGGUGUCCUACGGCGAGAUGAUCGGCUGCGACAACGAACAGUGCCCCAUCGAGUGGUUCCACUUCUCCUGCGUGGGGCUCACCUACAAGCCCAAGGGCAAGUGGUACUGCCCCAAGUGCAGGGGGGACAGCGAAAAGACCAUGGACAAAAGCAUCGAAAAGACGAAAAAAGACAGGAGGUCUAGGUAGUGGACUCAUUUUUUUAUUUUAUUUUAUUUUUUAUGUUUUUUCUUUCUCCUUGUUUCUUUCCUACCGUUAUAUAUGCUCGAUAAAACAAUCUUGUCUGAGAGGCUAUGCAAUCUAUGGCGUUAAUACAAUACUGACGUGUUCAGACAUGGUCAGUUUGAUGGUGCAUCCAUAAAAAAAAAUACACAACAUGAUCAUAAGCAGGUGCUGUGCCAACACUGGUAUAUUCGCGUAGAUUGCCAGGUGACCUCUUGUAAGAAAACCGAGAAAGUCAUCGUCAUAAAUACUACAAUUCACGGUCACCUCUGUCAGACACAAAAGUGGAAAUGCACUUGGGGAAGUUUCAUUUGGCAUUAAAUUUCCAAACUGAAAUGAAAAGUUUACUUUACUGUCAUUGUGGGGAAUGCAUUCUUUUUCUAGGUCUUGUCCAAUGCAGGUCUGUGAACACAUAACGUUUUGAUAUACAGUAUGUAUUUUUUGUGUGUGCGUGUGUUUGUAAAACAAGAAAGAUUUGGCCUUUUAAAUGUCUUCCAAAAACCAGUUACUACUUACUUCACUGUUGUAUAUUUUGUUCAUCAUUUCUGAUGCGAUCUCCUCAAAUUUGCAGUAUUUAAAUAAACCUGUGACAGUUGACUGUU
Anguilla rostrata (American eel) is the source of this 1721-nucleotide messenger RNA. Its product is annotated as inhibitor of growth protein 2-like. Bases 196 to 1086 code for a protein of 296 amino acids. The transcript is spliced from 2 exons. Gene Ontology annotation, biological process: positive regulation of DNA-templated transcription. Gene Ontology annotation, cellular component: nucleus. The record is from RefSeq and is a predicted model, not a curated record. NCBI's taxonomy places the organism in Eukaryota, Metazoa, Chordata, Actinopteri, Anguilliformes, Anguillidae.